Molecule: messenger RNA, 650 nt
Organism: Drosophila busckii
Lineage: Eukaryota; Metazoa; Arthropoda; Insecta; Diptera; Drosophilidae
Gene: mRpL30
Product: 39S ribosomal protein L30, mitochondrial
Exons: 2
Coding region: 67-609 (180 amino acids)
Biological process (GO): translation
Cellular component (GO): mitochondrion; large ribosomal subunit
Molecular function (GO): structural constituent of ribosome
Source: RefSeq, a predicted model, not a curated record
CCAGCUGUUGGCUGCUCGUUGCCGAUUUUGCUUUAAUUUUAUUGUAAAACAUAAUUGUUAAAUAAAAUGAAUACCUUCAAGCUUCUAAGCCCGCUCCAACUGGGCUUGGCAGCCACACGCAGCUAUGGCAAACAUAACAAAAAGUUUUUAUACAAAGACGGCAAGAAAUAUGAAAGCAUCAUUUACUAUCCGAGAACUGCAGACCAACAGGAUCCACCAGUAGAGCCAGCCAAGCUAUUUAGAGUGCAGCGCAUCAAGCCCGUAAAGGGCAAUCCGUAUUGGGAGAAGCGCAUACUCAAGGAUUUGGGUCUAGACGGCAAGCAAAGUGACUUUACCGUAGUCAAAAACAUACCCGAAAAUAAUGCGCGACUAUGGAAGAUCAAACACUUGAUUAAAGUGUCUCCCGUAACGUAUCCCUAUGGCGAACCCACCGCUGAUGAUGUUAAGCACACAAUACUAAAAGAGAAUGGCGAGUGCUUGGUUACAAAGGAUAUUGGACCUGUGGAAUUACGCUAUGGGGCACGCGAUCAGUUUGAUCAGCACUCCAAGCGCCUUGACACCGAUCUGUUAAAGAAGGACGCGCGCCUCAAAUGGCUGAACCCUUGGUAAAAGCAAAGCAUGUUAUAAAAAACUAAGUUUAUUAUAUAAAC